Messenger RNA from Abrus precatorius (Indian licorice), 4121 nucleotides. RefSeq lists its product as uncharacterized. Bases 967 to 3915 code for a protein of 982 amino acids. The transcript is spliced from 5 exons. NCBI's taxonomy places the organism in Eukaryota, Viridiplantae, Streptophyta, Magnoliopsida, Fabales, Fabaceae. The record is from RefSeq and is a predicted model, not a curated record.
GGAGCAUCUUCCUCUAUGCAAUCUCACCCAGAGAGUAAUAAUAACGAGAAAGAAAGAAAAAAAGUUGAGGAAUGAGGAUGAUUAAUCAUAUUCUUUUCGAGCUUUAUGUUAUGUCAAAGCGAUAUAGUUCAAUUCUACCAGUGAUUUGAUUUUGGUUCUUUCAAUGGGAAAAGGACACGAUAAUUACAGAAUCACCCCCCAAGGGGGUAAGUGCGUUGACGGCGCGUGAGUUACAAGAAUCAACGACACAUGAAAAGUGGUGAAAUUGACGCUUUCACAGUGCAGAAUAGCAGACAGACGUAGACACAACGUUACUCAACAAAACCAACCUCUGUUUUCGGUGGUUGUCCCCAUAACAUAAAUAUUAUUAUAUUAUUUGGUUUUGACCAAUGCUAGGGUGCGCCCGCGGUGUUCCGUUUGUCUCUUUAGUCUUAUCCUACGCACCCUUCACUCACUCACUCUUCCCCUUCUUAUCCCUACACGCGCCUUAAUGGCACGAGAUUGCAGCUUUUUAGCAGAAGUAGCAUUGUUUGGCUGUGAAUUGAGAACGUUGCAGUGGGUCUUUGCUUUUGCUUUGUGUUAUGGUGGGUCCGUCGUCGUUUUGCAGUAUCAAGGGUUGCUUUCUGCUUCAGUGUUGUCGUGGGUUUUGCAGAGUUGUUCCCAUGUCUUUUGUGGAUCACAUUAUUGUACCUUGUUCCCUCAUGUGAGAGUGAGCUUUUCAUAAUGGGUACUAUUUGGGGAAUACAAAGAUCGUUUUUUUUUUUUUUUUUUUUUUGGGUUGGUGAGGGAAUGUGAAGUUUCUGAGCGGUGAAAGAGAGGAGGAGAGAGAGAGAGAGAGAGAAGGGUGUUAAGCAUUGAAUGAUUCUUAGGCUUUGAACAAUGUAGAGAGAAAUUCGGUGUUUAGGAAGUUGGUUUUGACUUUUGGUUUUUAUUUUAGUGUCGGUUGUUUUGGGAAGUGUUGCAGAAAUGAAUGAUUCUGCAGUGAAGAGUUUAGCUAUCUCGGAGAAGAAGGUGCAGAAACCUGGUGGUUGUGUUGGCAUUUUCUUUCAGCUCAUUGAUUGGAAGAGAAGACUCUCCAAGAAAAAGCUCUUCUCUAAGAAGCUGCUGCCUCCUGCUCGUGCAAAGAAAUUUAAGGGAGAUGAAAAGAUGCCAAAUUCCAAGCUUCACUUGAUUGCCAAUGAGAAUAGUGGAGGUUUCCCAGGUUCUAAAAAGGGUGGGAAUCAUGGUGUAGAUGUAGAGGCAAAGAGUGAAAUGCGAGUUCCGAGUCUUGUAGCUAGGUUGAUGGGUCUAGAAUCUAUUCCAGCUGCACAGCGAGAUAAGUCCAAGAAAGCCUUUUGUUCUGAUGAUUGUGGUGAUGUGAUGAAGGAAUCUCUGGGUAACCAUUGUGAGUUGGAUAAGCAAGGUGUGGAUUCGGAAAUGGGAAUUGUAAAGCAUGAUUCAAGACCUCAGAAGCUUCAGAAAACUGGGGUGUAUGAGAGAAGGGCAGUGACUAGGUUUGGAGCUGAGGCCCUGCAAAUUAAGAAUGUUUUGUCCCGAGCAAGAAAGUAUAAUCACCAUCACCCAAAGCUUGCUUCUCCUUUGAAGAGCCCCAGAAUUCCUUCUGGAAAGAGUGGUUCUAGAAGCUCUAGACUAAUAGGAGCUGCUACUAAGAUUUUGGAACCUGGAUUGCAAACCAGUAGAGCCAAAGGUUCUCUUACAUACCAUGCUUCCAAAUAUCCUCCAAAGACUGACAUUGCGUCAAAUGGUGUGGAUGAAUUGGAAACCAGUAGAGCCAAAGCUUCUCUUACAUACCAUGCUUCCAAAUAUCCUCCAAAGACUGACAUUGCGUCAAAUGGUGUGGAAAAUAGGUCAGCAGUUAUGCAAAAUGAAUCCUGUUAUGAUGCAAGCUCGGCCAAGCCAUUGACCGGGCAGGCUUCAUGCAAAAGUUGUGGUAAUUUGGUUGAUGUUGUUGACUGCAAGUUUGAGGUUGGGGGGCAACCAUCUGUUCCUCCACCCCUUGUAUCAGAUGUGAUCGCUGCUACCUCCAUGGUAUCUUCGCAUAAGAAGGGGAAGUCAUCUACUCCCUCUCGUGGACAUGAAAGAGAUGUAGUUCUUCUGACAAGUCGGGAAAAGCUCAUAUCUCUUGUUACUGAAGAAGAGGGAAAAAACAUUGCACAACAGUCAUGGAAUGAAUCCACUACCAGAAGAAUCCCAAUGGCCCAUGAAAGUCCAGCUAAAUGGAAUUCAUCAUGUCAACGACCAUUUAGGACCACAGAGGAUGAUGCAUCUUCUUUUGCCUUAAAACACAAAACUCAAACACAAGAACAAAUGUUGAGCAAUGAAAGAUUUUCAUCUGGAUCUACGAUGAGUAAUGUGCAAGUAAAACGAGUGUCUUCUAUGAGCAGUGUGCAUGGGACUAAAGACUUCGUUGCUUUGAAUAGAAGCCUAAGUGGUCGAACAAGGAUGAGAUCACCAACAAAAGUGGAUAGUUCUAAGUUUGACCUAGAGAAAAAACAUUACUAUAAUAGACAACAUAAUUCCUUGUGUCAUGUAAGGGCAUUAGAGAGAAAAAGAAGGAUUGCAAAUGUCACACAAUUUGAAAGCUCGGUGUCUGUCAAUUCAGUUGGUGUGAAACAGAGAAAUCCUCAUUCUGAUACACUGGGUGGAAAGAGGAGGGACUUCAAUGCAGUCUCCUUGUACAGCUCAAAUGCUAAAGAUAAACAAGAUGGUCUGGGAGAAACUGUUAAGGUUAAUGACAAGAAGAUCAAUGAUGUAGUGUCAUUUACAUUUAAUUCCCCCUUGAAUCAAAAAAUAGAAAUACCUGCCGAUAAGGAAGAGACAAGCAGUGAAAAUGAGAGGAAGACAUAUUUCCAAAGACCUUCACCUUUGAGAAUGGAUGCUUUAGGUGCCUUUCUAGAACAAAAAUUGAAGGAAUUAACUUCUCAAAGAGAUGAAGAGUUGGCUACAGGAGCUGCGCCUAAAAAAUCAAGUGCUAUGAUUCUUCAAGAGCUGAUAUCUGCUCUAAGUUCAGAGCAUCUAAUCUGUCAUGAUGGUAGUCAUAUGUUCAAUGAAAAUGUUGGCUUCCAUCAUGGAGCAAAAUCAGAAAGGUUAUUAGGAACUUCUUGCAAUGGUAAUCAUCUCAGUCCUGGAUCUGUUUUGGAAGCUUCCUUUUCUUCCAGUAGUCUGGAUGAAAGCUCAGGGCAUCAUGGUAUUCACCCUGACUCCAUGAAUUACUCCUAUGGUCAAUUGGAACAAUUUGAACAUGAUACUGAACUUUUAGAUUCUGCAACAUCCUGUAACAAAGGGAGGGCAAGUGAGAUACUGACUGAUCUUGUCAACCAAAUUCCUAUGACAUUAGAAAGUUUAUACUCUUUUGGGACACAAUUGACAAGAAGCAAGCUCAACCAUAUGAAGGACAUUCUCUUGAAUGCUGAAUUGGUGCUUGGAAUUACAACUGAUUGCAGAGAGGAUGAAGUGCCACAGCUUCUAGUUUAUCGGUUUCUUGACAAGGAGCUUGACACUAUGGUAGGUGAUGCUAUGUGGACAGUUAAUUGCUUUGUUGGUUGUGAGGACUCUAAACAUAGAAAGGAGCUCAAGGGAUUUCUGCUUGAUUGUGUUAUAGAAUAUCUAGAAUCAAAUUGCUGCCAAUAUUUCAACUCUGGAUUUAAGGCAUGGACAAAGCUGCCAUUAUGCAUGAAAGCUAAGAUGUUGGCUCAAGAGGUUAAAAGGGAAAUCAACAAGUGGUUAUGUAUGGUUGGGAUGGUACCUGAUGAAAUAAUAGAAUGGGAAAUGAGCCACUCCUUGGGGAAAUGGACUGAUUUUGAUAUUGAAGCAUUUGAGGCUGGUGUUGAUUUAGAUGGGGACAUACUUCAAAUUUUGGUCGAUGAAGUUGUUGAAGACCUUGUAUGUUGCAAGCAGGGCUUCAUUUCCUUGUAAAAUUCCUCUCAGCUGGUGGUCAUGCAACAUCUCACCAGAGAAAAAUGUUCUGAUCUAAAACAAGGCAAAUUUUUUGUACAAAUAGGAUUAUGGUAUUUCUAAUGGAGGCUUAUUUUGGCUCUUUGAAUUAGUGGACAAAUAAAGUCCAGUGACAAUGCUUUUUUAUUAUUAUUUAUUUUUUCAAUUAUAUAUGUCUGUGAUUUGCU